GGGCAGUGUUGCGAUAACAAAUCAUUGUCAGACUAUGAUACAUACAAUAGCAGAGAACAUUCUAGUAGAAUCACGUAUAGGAAAGCGCUUGCAUGCUGCGUAGGAUAAGAGUCGAUUUCCCAUUAUCAACGUAGAGCCGUAGAAGAAACCCCGAGUCCGAGCGGUUCGAGUGGAGUGGGUUUAUUGGGAGCGGGCUACCAUCGCACUAUUUUCCGUCCCGCGUCUAGGCGCAACGGAAGCCUAUCCAUUCAAACGCCAUAUACCCAUGACCGCACCUGCCCCUAAUAUUAACGCAUAUUUAGAGCAGGUGCUUCGGCGAAAUAAUCCACAUGCCCAUACCAAGCGCAUACACAGAGCGUAUAUCAUUAAUAUUGUCGUUAGCCGUGCAUUGUGUGCCUGGAAGACGAAUGAAAGAAUAGGUAGUAAGGACAAUAAUAUCAGAUCAACUUCGAAGACAUCACGCACCAAACGAAAAGUUGACCGGCGGGGGGCAGUUAUAACUGUCUUUUAGGGCCCAAAGAGUGCAGAGACCACUGGAAAGUUUCAGUCGGGGGUGGGCCAAGUAAUUCUAGACGCUUUCUCU
Molecule: messenger RNA, 583 nt
Organism: Serpula lacrymans var. lacrymans S7.9
Lineage: Eukaryota; Fungi; Basidiomycota; Agaricomycetes; Boletales; Serpulaceae
Exons: 1
Coding region: 266-511 (81 amino acids)
Source: RefSeq, a predicted model, not a curated record